CACGGUAACGGCAUGGCGGAAAUUUCACGUGAGAUUCUACGCUGGCUUCUUUCUUUAAAUAUAAAUGUACACCACGAGAAACUUAAAUGGUGCGUUUCUAACGGAUUAUUGGUGGCUGAAAUAAUACAUAACUACUAUCCAAAGUCAGUAAACCUUCAAAAGUUUAAUGACGGCCAAGGCAUCACUGUUAGAUUAGAAAACUGGAAAUUAAUAAAUGAGAUUUUUCGUCGUCUGAACAUUUAUGUGCCGCAAGAUAUUAUCGAAGGGGUUAUAUUUAACAAAAGUAAUGCAGCGGUCAUCCUCUUAACUUUACUCUAUGAAUUACUCACACGCAAAAAAACGGUGCAGAGUGUGACUUUCGACCCAACAGACCUCGAAUAUCAGUGUUCCCUUCCAAUUCACGCCAGAUCUUGUUUGGCUAAAUUCAUCAAGGAUAAUGUAUCCUCUUCAGAAUUGGAGACAAAACCGGAUAUUUUCACCAAUAAAAAGAAAGUAAAACAUCUUUCUGAAUAUAUAUUUGCAAAAUUAAAACAGUAUCAGUCUUUAGUGUUAGCCUACAGAACCAUGAAAAUAACAGAAAGAAUGAACGAACCAUGCAGAUAUCGGGUAUUUCGGCCGCUAGGACUGCAGUGUCGGCGUUCCGAACGAUCUGAACUCCGUGAAAUCAAUAACAACAAGGAAGCAGACACCGUACUAAAUGAUACACAGACGGAAGAUACUGUAAUAACCAUUCAACCGAAACAACAAGCGGUUUUCCAAUGAACCUUAUUUUAACAAGUCAAUAAUUGUAUUAGCAUUAACCCGUACACC
Molecule: messenger RNA, 810 nt
Organism: Trichobilharzia szidati
Lineage: Eukaryota; Metazoa; Platyhelminthes; Trematoda; Strigeidida; Schistosomatidae
Source: the annotation of a GenBank genome assembly